Messenger RNA from Drosophila hydei, 2825 nucleotides. Its product is annotated as zinc finger protein 768. Lineage: Eukaryota; Metazoa; Arthropoda; Insecta; Diptera; Drosophilidae. Gene Ontology annotation, molecular function: DNA-binding transcription factor activity; zinc ion binding; RNA polymerase II cis-regulatory region sequence-specific DNA binding. Gene Ontology annotation, cellular component: nucleus. Gene Ontology annotation, biological process: regulation of transcription by RNA polymerase II. The transcript is spliced from 4 exons. Bases 147 to 2768 code for a protein of 873 amino acids. The record is from RefSeq and is a predicted model, not a curated record.
GGUGCCAGACCGUCGCAUAUUUCCGUUCAAGUGAAAGAAAAUGUAAAAUAAAGAACUCAAAAGAUAUACAAAACAUCCAUUAAGCGCAAUGCCACAACACUAAAAGAAGGUAUUUGAUUGUAGCAUAAAUUUGUUCUCUAAUCCCAAUGCCUGACACCUACGGGCAAUUCGAUGCGGAGCGCGUUUGUCGUGUUUGCCUUCGCGAGGUGGGCGAUUUCUACUUUAUCUAUGAUGAGGCGCCCGUGGAGCAGGGCGCGAACAUCGCCCAAAUACUUAACGAGUGCACGCGCUACACCUGCGAGCGAUAUGACAAGAUGCCCCAUCAUAUGUGCGACACCUGCAUCAAGGCCGCCUGCCAAGCGUAUCGCUUCAAGCAGGACGCCGAGAAGGCCUAUCGUUCGCUGGUGGCUAUGCUGGGACGCACACCUGUAACCAAGCCAAACAGCAGCGAUGUCUGCACCCAGACUGAUCAAUUACAUAUGCUGCCAUGCGGUAUCUGUAAUGAAAAAUUUCUUAACAUUCUCGAACUGCGUCUGCAUCGUAGUCGCCAGCAUUUGAAUACGGAGGAGCUAAAGUGCAGGCUCUGCGAUGAGCAGUUUCAAAAGCUUCGUCAGCUGCGCAACCAUCUCGCCGAGCAGCAUGAUCAAAAGUCAGCGGCGCCGUUGCUACGUCGACGUCUGGAAUGUCGAGUUUGCCAGCGCGCGUUCUCGCGACGCGAUCAUCUUAUACGCCAUAUGCGAAGUGUCCACGAUGUGGCUCGGCAGCAGGAGCAGGAUUCUGAAGCGACAUGGCCGCCCAUUGACGAGGCGACCAUGCAAAGUGGCGAUGAACUAGAAUCGGCUGCUGUCUUAUUCAAUGAUCCGGCUGUCUGUUCUGAUAACGAAAAUACCGAGAGCGGCUAUCAAUGCCAUACUACUAAUCCCAUAUCUAGCAAUGAGGAUUCUGCCGAUGAUGACGUACAUGCCGAGGCGAAACAAUCGCUCUGGCUGCAUAUUAAGCCAGAGCCAGAACCAGAACUGGAGGCGGAGCUUGAGCAAGUGAAUCGCGACAGGCGCAAAAAGAAACCAAAUUUAAAAGUUUCAGCUCACACAGAUACAGAGAACGAGCAUGAAAGCGCUAGCAGGCAGAAGCCAGCCUCGAGUUCAUUUUCUACAGAGGUAAAAGAGGAACCACUUGCCACCGGCAAUGAACAGCAAUUGCCCAUUAAGCAGGAGCGACAGCGCGUUGACAGCAUCAAAGUAGAUGAGGAGUAUGAGAUGGAGGCCGCAACAGCCGAUCUUUUUCACAGUGCUGACGAGGAUGAAGAUGGUGAUGAGGAGAGUGACAUUGAUGAAGAGUACGAUGAAGAUGAAGAUGAUGAUGAGGAUGAAGCUAAUGCAGAGCUCGAUGGGCACAAAUCGAAGCUGGCUGAAGUGGAAAUCGUGCGGGAGUAUUUGCAAAAGCCGACAACCGGCAAGCAGCGACGUCGGCGCCGCAAAAAGACACAAAGUGAAACGGAAGCAAAUCCGGAGAAUCGUUGUGAUGUCUGCAUGCGCACCUUCUCCCGCCAUUGUCAUUUGUUGCGGCAUAAAUUGUCCCAUCUGGAAAAGAAGCCGCACAGCUGCCCGCAUUGCCCCAAGGCAUUUGCGCGUAGCGAUCAUUUAAAGGCGCAUGUGCAAAGCCUUCACGGCAGUAAGGAGCACAAGUGCGUUCUCUGCGAUGCGGCGUUCGCCCGUCUCGAUGCACUCGAUCGACACAAGAUGAGCAAACACAAUGGCGAGGGUCUCGACGCCAGCAACGAGCUGAAGCUCCAAAUGAGCGAGCAUACGUGCGAGUACUGUGCAAAGCGCUUCUCCAGCAAGACAUACCUGCGAAAGCAUACUCUACUCCACACGGAGUUCCUAUACGCAUGCAAGAGCUGCGACGAGACGUUCAAGGAGCGCCAACAGCUGCGCAGCCACGAAAAGACCCACACCGGUCAGCGUAAUUUCCUCUGUUGCAUUUGCGGAGACAGUUUCGCGCGCAACGACUAUCUGCGCGUCCAUAUGCGACGGCACAAUGGCGAGAAGCCAUACAAGUGUCGUUACUGCAUCAAAGCAUUUCCACGUGCCACAGAUCUUAAGGUACACGAGCGGUACCACACCGGUACCAAGCCCAAUCUGUGCAAUACUUGCGGCAAGAGCUUCCAUCGCGCCUACAAUCUGACCAUACACAUGCGCACCCAUACGGGCGAACGUCCGUACAAGUGUGAUCAGUGCCCCAAGAGCUUCAGCCAGAGUAACGACUUGAAGGCCCACAUACGACGACAUACUGGCGAGCGGUACAAGUGCCCGCAUUGCGAUGCCUAUUUUCUGCAGCUUUAUCACAUGCGGAACCAUUGCCUGAGUGCCCACAAUAAGCAUAUCGAGACAAAGACGGGUCGGUUGCAGCGCACCGGGCUGCUGGACGAGCCCAACCACUCGCAUCUGACCACCGUCGUUAUGCCACCUGCACGUUAUCAGCAAUCAACGCCCGAUCCGCAUCCUAUGGCCACUGUUACUACGCAGCUGCCAGCGGCAAUUGCCACGCCCAUUCUGCAUUCACCGGUGACCUAUAGUACAACGUCACCAGUGCCCGUCUCCGUGUCCGUGCCACUGUCAGAUGCUAGCGGAUUCGUGGGUGCAACGACAAAUGCAACAAGUACAACUGCGACGGCACCAUUUGGCACCUUCAGUAUAGCGCCAGUAGUAAUGGCGCAUCUGAUGUACAAUCACGGCGGCAACAGUCAGCAGAGCAAUGCCAGUAAAUAGCCGACGUUGCCCUAUAAAUUAAAAAGAGAUUUAUUCAAUCGCAAUUCCAAUCAGAAA